Cyprinus carpio (common carp) is the source of this 1196-nucleotide messenger RNA. It is a transcript of the gene dcun1d2b, whose product is annotated as DCN1, defective in cullin neddylation 1, domain containing 2b. Gene Ontology annotation, biological process: positive regulation of ubiquitin-protein transferase activity; protein neddylation. The record is from RefSeq and is a predicted model, not a curated record. Lineage: Eukaryota; Metazoa; Chordata; Actinopteri; Cypriniformes; Cyprinidae. Gene Ontology annotation, molecular function: ubiquitin-like protein binding; cullin family protein binding; ubiquitin conjugating enzyme binding. Gene Ontology annotation, cellular component: ubiquitin ligase complex.
GAACUAGAGGCUCGUGCAGGGGGGCAGUAGUGUUUAUCUAAAAUGCCACCGGGGCAGCGUGCUGACUGUCAACAGACGCUCGUUCUGCGCUUGAGUCGCUCACGAUAUUUUCCGCGCGUCAGUUUAUGAGGGAAAUGGAGGGUCAGAUGAAGGCGUUUUAGGACCUCACCGGAACCGGUUUCAUACACGGAUACCAAGAUCUUUAACCCUUCAGAGACAAAAAAUACGUGUACCCUGGUAAUACCACCAUAAAUUGAAGUCCUCCCAGAAGGAAAAGAUCCGUCAAUUUAUGUCCUUCACGCGAGCUGCAGAGAGAACCGCCCUGUACUGCCUGACCCACAAUGACUGGAGACUAGAGACGGCCACCGAUAACUACUUCCAGAACCCUGAUAUCUACCGCAGAGACUCCAUGAAAACAGCAGUGGAUCGCAAGAAACUGGAUCAGCUGUACAACCGCUAUAAAGAUCCACAUGAUGAGAAUAAGAUCGGCAUCGACGGGGUCCAGCAGUUCUGUGAUGACCUCAUGCUGGAUCCGUCUAGUGUCAGUAUCCUGAUUGUGGCGUGGAAAUUUAGAGCGGCGACGCAGUGCGAGUUCAGCCGCAAAGAGUUCCUGGACGGCAUGUCAGAGCUGGGGUGUGAUAGUCCAGAGAAGCUGAAGAGUCUUUUACCCAGACUAGAGCAGGAGCUGAAGGAUUCUGGGAAGUUCAAAGAUUUCUAUCAGUUCACGUUUAGCUUUGCCAAGAAUCCUGGUCAGAAGGGUUUAGAUCUGGAGAUGGCCGUGGCCUAUUGGAAUCUCAUUCUCACCGGACGCUUUAAGUUUCUCGACCUCUGGAACACUUUCCUUCUGGAGCAUCAUAAAAAAUCCAUCCCUAAAGACACUUGGAACCUGCUGCUGGACUUUGGAAACAUGAUUGCAGAUGACAUGUCCAACUACGAUGAGGAGGGUGCGUGGCCGGUGCUCAUUGAUGACUUUGUGGAAUUCGCUCGGCCGAUCGUGACUGCAGCAAAUCACAAGACUCUAUAAUGAGCGCUUACAGGGAGGCCUCUCUAUAUUGAAUUUUUUAAUAAAAAAAACAAAAAACAAAUGCAUUUAAAAAUAUAUAUUAAUAAACAGAGAGAGUUUGUACAUUGAGUCUGCUGCUGUCAAGAGGCUGAAGAUCAGCAGCCUCUCGGACUGAAAUACAUCACCAUGAAAA